AUGCAUCAAAGUACUUUAGAUUAUUUUCGAAAUACUCUGAAGAUUAAUGAGGAUGGGAGGUACGAAAUCGCCUUACCUUGGGUGUUAGAAUCAUCCCGGCUCCCUGACAACAGACAAAUGGCCGAGAAACGACUUUCUUCUGUUUAUAAAAAACUUGUAGAAUCCGAGAAGGUUGGAAUAUAUGCAGAUGUCUUUAAAAAAUGGAUUUCUGACGGUGUCAUUGAAGAAAUUGAAGAUAAAAAAGAGUUAAAUGUAUACUAUCUCCCGCACAGGCCUGUAUUUAAAGAGAACAGCAUUAUUAAGAAUGUGAGGCCAGUUUUCGAUGCAUCCGCACAUAUAAAGGGUAUGCCCUCAUUGAAUGCCUGCUUAGAAAGCGGUCCUAAUUUAAUUGAACUUGUUCCUCCCCUACUGAAUCGUUUCCGGAAAUUUCCUGUUGGAGUAGCAUCAGAAAUUGAGAAGGCAUUUCUUCAGAUCGGAAUUAGAGAGAAGUUCAAGGAUUAUCUGCGAUUUUUAUGGAAAACCAAAGACAAGGGAAUGAAAAUCUACAGGCAUCGUAGAGUUGUGUUUGGUUUCACUUGCAGUCCAUUCCUUUUAGCGGCAACUUUGAAUUACCAUCUGGAAAAAGCCCCUGAAGAGCUCUUGAAUACUGCGGAAAUCUUGAAGAAUUCAUUUUAUGUGGAUAAUUGUUUCUGCAGUUUAAAGAAUACAGAUGAAGCAAAUAAAUUUGUAGUUGAAUCGCAAGAAUUGAUGUCUUUAGGAAAAUUCAAUCUACGAGGCUGGCAAUCAAAUGCUUCGCUUGAAAUUAUCGAUCAGCCCGACAAAUACCAAACUGUAUCCUUAUUGGGCCUAAACUGGGACCUAAAACAAGAUACUCUGUCUUGCAUCAUAAACUGUCCGAAAGAUGAAAAUCUGGUUCUUACUAAAAGAGGUCUGCUUUCUUUGGCUCAGAGUAUAUUUGACCCUUUGGGUAUAUCUUCUCCCGUAACCAUCAUUCCAAAGUUUAUGCUUCAAAAAUCCUGGAAUCUUGGACUUAAAUGGGAUGAUGCCCUGCCAGAAGGUCUAUCCAAACGAUUUUGGAAAUGA
Messenger RNA from Argiope bruennichi, 1083 nucleotides. RefSeq lists its product as uncharacterized. The record is from RefSeq and is a predicted model, not a curated record. The coding region runs from base 1 to 1083 and encodes 360 amino acids. Lineage: Eukaryota; Metazoa; Arthropoda; Arachnida; Araneae; Araneidae. The transcript has a single exon.